UGACCGGCAGUGCUGUCAUGUCUUUGUUGCCUCUGUUGUUCCUCAUAUGUUGUGAAUAGAAGAGCAGUAGAUGGAAAAAUAACAGUUAUUUGUACAGGAGAAACUAAUCAAAACCUUACCCACAACAGUCAAACCACCCAAAAGAUGGAAGACAAGCUGAAUGGAUUCCCUGUUGUCUCCCCGGAGUAUCUUCAACAGUGGGUUCAUUCUGCACAGCAAUUUCAAGCUCUCCAGGCCCAAUAUUCAGGCUUCAGCCACAACCAUCAGCCUCAUUACCCCGAGGAGCAGACAGGAGAGACAGCCAUGGCACACAUGGCGAAUCCAGAACCCAUGAUGGAACAGCAGGAACCUGCCAACCUUGCAAAAUCCCCGCCAAAAAAGAGAGGCCGACAAGCUCAACCCAAGGAGCCCAAAGCACCCAAACCACCAAAAGUCCCCAAGGUACCAAAGCCACCAAAGGACCCAAAUGCACCUAAAGGCAAACCUGGUCCCAAGCCCAAGAAGGCUGCUGAGGGUCAGGCGGAUGGCAAGCAAGAGAAGAUUGACGAGAGCUUCAAGAAGGUGAAGAGGAAAAUUGACCGCUUCAAGGGAAUGUCAGAGGAGGAAGUCAUGAAAAAGACUCUACCAGACCUGCUGGAUUACAACCUGGAUUAUGUCAUUAUUGGCAUCAAUCCAGGACUGAUGGCAGCUUUUAUUGGUCGGUGGUUUCCCGGUCCUGGAAAUCAUUUCUGGAAGUGCCUUUUCCUGUCUGGAUUCACUGAAGAGCAGCUCAACCACAUGCAUGACACCACCCUGCCUGUCAAGUACAAAAUGGGCUUCACCAACAUGGUGGCCAGGGCGACACCAGGAAGCAAAGACCUCACAAGUAAAGAGUUACGUGAAGGAGGCAAAAUUCUUGUAGAGAAGCUGAAGAAAUUCAAGCCUCUAAUUGCUGUUUUUAAUGGAAAAUGCAUCUAUGAAAUGUUCUGCAGAGAGAUGUUUGGUAAAAAACCAAAGAAACUUGAUUUUGGUUUGCAGCCACACAAGAUCCCCGACUGUGAAGUGGCUCUGUAUCUAAUGCCUUCAUCCAGCGCUCGAUGUGCUCAGUUCCCUCGUGCUCAGGACAAAGUCCAUUUCUACAUCAAACUGAGGGAGCUCAGAGAUCAGCUGAAGGGCGUCCAAAAGACCAGAGAGAUUGAGGAGAUUCAGUACUCGUUUGACUUGAAAUUGGCCAAGGAGGAUGCCAAGAGGAUGGCGAUUAAGGAGGAGCAGUACGAUCCUGGUUAUGAAGACGCCUACGGUGGAGCGUAUGCAGAGUAUGGAGAGGGUCAAGGCCAAAGCCAGACCAACGGUCACUGCACAUUCUCAACUACAGAAAACACAGAAGGAGCACAGGAGGCGGCCACGUCACAAAUACCAGAGGGCCAGCUCCCAGACGGACAGUGGAUGACCCAGUCUUUUGCAGAUCAGAUCCCAGACAUCAGCGGUGGACCGAAGGACGGCAGUGUAUAAGGACUCAUGAUGACUUUUAGAUGGUUUUAAUAGUGUCCGAGUGAAAUAUACACACAUAGAUGGACUUUUUUAGAUGUUUUGCAGAAUAUUCUUUCUGCACUUUUUAAUUUUGUUUGUGGUCUUGUGUACAUGUAUGAUCAUCUUCACGGCAGUCUUUUUAAUGAUGUGAAAUCAGGGACCUGACAAUGAUGCUCGACUGUCCUUGGAGAAGGUCGCGUAUUUAAACAUUUGUUUUUGCCUUCAUACUGUACUGUACCUUACUGCACUGUGAUGCAGUAUGUGUGAACAUUCAACUUCUACUGUUUUCACAGUAGAUAAAACUCCAGGAGGUUAUUUUAUAAGCUUGACUACAUGAUCCUCUGUGAAUUGAGGAUUUAGCUAGCAUUAAUGUUUUACACUCAUGGUGCUAUGAACUGACCACGAUGCAAAGUGAUCACUCGGUGACACCAGGCUCAUCACGUCUGUUAGAGAUCCCUCACAGGGAAUAACGGGCAAGCCUUUCAAUAUAAUGUUACAAAACUCAAAACAGGUUCUAUUUUAAUCUUUUAUCAUCAUUUUUUUGCUUUAGGAAAUUUAGAGUUAUGUUUUGUAUGUUUAUGAAAAUGUCAUUCACAAGGAAUUUUAUGAAACACUUGUCCAUUAAAAUGUCCUGAUGAUGCUUUUUCUAUA
Epinephelus lanceolatus (giant grouper) is the source of this 2160-nucleotide messenger RNA. Its product is annotated as G/T mismatch-specific thymine DNA glycosylase-like. NCBI's taxonomy places the organism in Eukaryota, Metazoa, Chordata, Actinopteri, Perciformes, Serranidae. Gene Ontology annotation, biological process: base-excision repair, AP site formation. The record is from RefSeq and is a predicted model, not a curated record. Gene Ontology annotation, cellular component: nucleus. Gene Ontology annotation, molecular function: uracil DNA N-glycosylase activity; pyrimidine-specific mismatch base pair DNA N-glycosylase activity.